Lymnaea stagnalis (great pond snail) is the source of this 1963-nucleotide messenger RNA. The record is from the annotation of a GenBank genome assembly. NCBI's taxonomy places the organism in Eukaryota, Metazoa, Mollusca, Gastropoda, Lymnaeidae.
GGUUUUGUGGAGAUUCCUUAUCAAAGAUUUUAAAGAUGUUUUUAGGUAAGCUUUUCAUUUGGUCCAUAUCCAGCUGUAAAUAAAAUAGGCACAUAAAUAAUCUUAUCAGAAAUGCAUGGUAACCAACAAAAAAAAAAGCCUAAAACUCUCUUAAAAUGUAUUCUUUACUUCUACAGCCACUUCUCUAGAUUACUUUUAUCAUCCCAAAAAGAUUACAUCAAAGUAUUUGCAGCAGAAAGUUGUGCAUACUUGUUAAGGAAGGUAAAAUUAUAUUUUUUCAAAAUCUCUGUUAUUUUAAAGAUGUGAAGUAAUGUGUUGGUCACCCAAAUAGUUAUAUUUUCCCCCCUGUUUACAAGCAUGUUUUUUUUUUUGUUUUGUUUUUUUAAAGAAAUUAUUAAUUAUAUUCUUAUUUCAGGUGAAAAAGCAGAAUGAAUUGUUAAACUUCUUAUUUGCAUCACUUAAUGAAUCACCUGAAGUGAGUUUAAUUUUCAUAGAUCUAUUAAAAGUUGAAAUAAAUUAUUUUGAUUUUAUCCUAAUAUCUUAGUUAUAUAUCUGUUUGCCUUAUUUUAAAUGUAAUGUCAAAAACAUAUAUAUAAUAUAUAAUAAUAUAUUGCAAAAUUGUUAAAAGAUUUAAGCUAUCAUUAGGUAUUUAUAAUUUCAAUAUUUAAAAUCCAAGUCAUGAACAUUUGAUAUUCUGCUUUGAGAUAGCAAAAUCUUAUCAUAACAAACUUUCAAUUUUAUAAAGUGUAUUGCUGAUUGCCUUUUUUUAUAUGUCAAUAUAUGUCAACAACAUUUUUUUUUUAUGCCUAUUGCAUAUUUCUUUUUAAAUCAAGUUAGCUGAUGGUGUUGGCUUGCUGCUGUUUGAAAUGGUUAAAGGAGUGAAGUUUCACUUUCACACCAUAAGUGAGAAGGUAAAUUGGUAAAAAUCUCUGUACAAUUUUUAUUUUUCUGGUAUAUUAAAAAAAUUGAAACUAAUUGAUUGUUAAAUAGUAAUUUGUCUUUUGAAUCAUGUUUUGAUUAAGGCUUAAAAAGUUAAGAGUUUUCAGUUUUAUGCUAAGGUGUUGUUUUUUUUACUAUAUAAUUAGAUUUGAUACUAUUUUGAAAGGUUUUCCCCCUGAUUCUGUAUAAAUUGGGAAAGUGGAACCCAUUAGAGAAAAAGCAAAUUCGACUACCCAAAAAUCUAGUGGAGCAAUCUGUUACUAUUUUCAUGCAAGAAUGUGCAGAACAUACCACAAAAGAAAAUUGCAAGGAGCUUUGGAGGCAAUUACUGGUAAGAUCUUAUUUAUUAAUUUUUUUUUUUUUACCGUUUGAAUUAUGUUUACUAUACUCUGCUUUAACAAUUUAAACCAUAUCAUUCACUUUUUUAUCAGACCAAUGCCACCUUUAUUUAAUUAUAGGACUGUAUUAUUCAAGUUCACUCAGCCAGCAUAAGUCAAACAUCCAGUGAAGAUGUCGGAAACAGUAAGCAAUCACUCAGUCUAGUCAAACACCUGUGCAGAUUGCUACGCCUUGUUUCAGUCUGGCUGUCCCACAAUUCUGGAAAAAUAGUGACAGACCCAGAACAAGUUGCUUCUGUAAGUAGUUUUUUUUUUCCAUUUCUUCAUUCUAAAAUUUUAGAUUAAAAAAAAAAAAAUGUUUUUUAAAACAGAUAACAGUGAAGCUGUUUAGGAUAAUAUUCGGUCUUAUGUUGUAUACAUAUCAUUUUGGUGAUGCUAACAACUUUUUAUUUUUAAAAAUGUGUCAUUAAAGGGAAUUUUCGUUUACAAUUUUGUUAUCUAAUAAGAGAUCCAGGCAGUUUGAAAAUUCAAGUUUUCAACAAAGACAUGUUAUAAUAUAUUGAUAACAGUAACAAGAUUUAGAGUAUGGUAAAAUUUAUUUAAUUUUUUUAAAAUUAUUGCUUUGUUCACAGACGCUUUGUGUUCUUUUGAAAUCGCCAAUGAACCCAGAAGUUAUUGGUUCCGAC